ACGCGUGCGCUGAUGGCCGUAGACCACCGCCACCCAGACACACACACAUCAGAUAGCUGGAAUACACUAGUCUCUAGACUAGGCUUUCGUAUGGUUAUAACCGAGGCGAAUCUUAACCGAUUUUAGUGUGAAAGUUGUCGUUCGUCUCGGUCGGUACCCCUUUUGGCGCAAAGGCUAUCGACGCUUAAAAUAAAUAAAAAUUUUUUUUUUGUGAUUUUCAAAAGUGGCCAUUUAAGUCUAAAGUGGGUCCUUUCAAAGGAAAUCCGCACAGAUUAACGACGUUUAAUUCCGGCCAGUGAAACCGUUCGUCUCUGACGAUUAACAAACGGCGAACGCGACAAGUUUCAAAUUGUUCCGCAUAGUUUUUGAUUUCUGUUUGGACGCACCGAAUUUCCGCGCUCAAACGUUUAUUAUUCGGCUGCAAGAAAGAAAAAAGAAAAAGAGACAUCAUCAUCGUUUGUCCCUUUCCCGCCUCGUUCCGCAUCUGCCGAGAUCGCGUGAGCCGCUUAGAAACCCUUCGGGCUCCAUCGCCUAACAGUCGACAAAAGAUUUAAAAAACUCGAAAAUAAAAAAAUUGACAGAAGUGAUAACAACAAAAAAACUAUUCAGUUUUUUCUCUUACGCCAAGGAGGGAAAAUCAAAUAAAAAAUAAACUCCGCUUCGAAAAGCUCCAAACUUUUGAACGUGCGUGUGUCACCCCGGGUUAUUAUUCCUGUCUACGCUCGAUUGGAAUAUGCGUCAGUGGUUGAAAAUUAUUUUAUAGUCGGGGGCAAGGUGAUCAGAAGAAACCAGCGCGAAAAGGGAGACACAGAAAUGACAGCCGAGCGGCUGGGUUUUUCACCUUUGCCACUCGUGACGGUACCUCAUCAGGACUGUGAAGGCGACGCCACAUCAAAGAGUUGAAAAUCAAACGACAAAGACAAACAAAAUAUCGAUUAAAAAAGAAAGAGAUCGUCAAAUCAAUCGGCUCGACCUUCUUGCAAAAACAAAAAAAAAGUCCAAAUUUCUUUGUUUUCCGCAAACAGGCCGUCUCAAUCAAUUGAAACUCGGCAACCCAAAAGCGGAACGGGAUCGAGAAUCGUCAAGGUCGGGCAUCAGCCAAUAGUUGUCCUUAUUCAAUUUAAAUCUCUUCCACACACACACACACAAAGGAAUUCAAAAAAUCGUCAUGGAAUUGGAAUCGACCAACGGCACGGAUUUAUCGGCAACCAACGCCACCAAUAUUUACUCGAUCGGCGUCGACUUUAUCACACGAUGGAAACAGAGGCGGAUCAAGGAGCGUCAAUGCAAGGAGGGCGUACUGCUGGCCGAGGAUCAGAGCGAAUGCAACGAGCUGUUUGGCAUCAACGGCACGUCGCAUCAACAACAGGCCGGCAUUGGAAAAGAUCCAGCAGCGGAAGAUGGGCGAGGACGGACGUCCGGCGGACCCGAUUGGAGCGAAACGCUUUACGACCUUUACAACAAGAGCGUAUCGCAAUACAACAGCACAUUCCACGCGGACGGCAAUCUAACGCUGCCCCUUUGCGGCGAUAAUUUCACAGUCUCCGGCAAUCAGCUGGACUGGGGUUCGGGACUGAACGGCACCACCUCUCAAUGGACGACGCCGGAAGGAUGUCGCAACGGUUCAAUCGAUAUAACGAAAGCCGUACCCUCGAUGCCGUUCGAAAUGUGGCAGAGCAUUUGCAUAAUAAUCUGCCUGGUCAUUUGCAUCGUCCUAACGGUGGGCGGAAACAUUCUCGUCCUGUUGGCGUUCAUCGUCGAGCGGACGAUCCGCCAGCCGAGCAACUACUUUAUCGCUUCGCUGGCAGCCACCGACGUCCUUAUCGGCACGGUGUCCAUGCCGUUCUACACUGUUUACGUCAUUAUGGGCUACUGGGACCUGGGACCAAUACUGUGCGAUCUCUGGCUAUCGGUCGACUACACCGUUUGUCUCGUCUCCCAGUACACUGUCCUACUCAUCACCAUCGACCGGUUUUGUUCGGUCAAAAUCGCGGCCCAGUACAGGGCGUGGCGCACCAAGAGCAAACUCUUGUGGAUGGUGGCCAUUACGUGGAUCAUUCCGGCCUUGCUCUUCUUCACUUCCAUCUUCGGAUGGGAGCAUUUCAUCGGAUUCAGAGACCUCGGUCCCCGCGAGUGCACAGUCCAGUUUCUCAAAGAUCCCGUCUUCAACACGGCCCUCAUUAUCGGCUAUUACUGGACGACCCUCGUCGUCCUUUUCAUCCUGUACGGAGGCAUUUACAAAACGGCUUACGACAUGCAGAAGAAAUCGGAAGCCAAGCACAAAAAAAUGCAAUCGAUGGUGGCGCUGUCUGUUGGCGGCAUGGCCGGAAUGGCCGCCGCCACCACUGGCACAGCCAAACCGGCCGGACAAACGGCUGGGGCUAAAUCGGUCACUAUCGCGCCAUCGGCUUCAUCUUCCACCAACAUGACCAAAGUUCCGCCAGCCAAUGCGACAAGUAACGCUAAAUCAACGGUUCCGGUUUCCACUGCUAAUCCACCGACGGUAACCAUCGCAACGUCGAAUAACAAUCCGGCGCUUCCGGCCCAGUCGAGGGCUAACAACGUCCCUACAGGAUCGGCGAUGAACGCAAAAGACGCAAUGAACGGGGCGUCUGCUGGAUCAAACAACAAAAAUCAGCAACGCCAAACGUCUGGAACUAAAACGGAGACGACAAGUUUGACGGCCAAGCAAAUCAAUAAAAUCGGAAAACAAGUGGCGGAGAUGGAACGAUCUUCUUCACCGGCAUUCGAUUCCGACGAGGAACAAUCAUCGCAAGUUCCAGUGGCUAAAAAUCGGCCUUCGCCUACUGUUCCUGUGAUGGCAGCCGGAACGGCGACCAUCGCCUCGACUGUCGCCAUUCCGCGGCUGGAUCCUCCACCGCCAUCCAAUCGCGUCCGAACACCGACGACUGAAGCCCUUCCCCGCAUCCCGGAAGUAUCUCCAUCCAGCGUGGCCAAACCCAUCGAUAAUAAAACGCCGUGUCAAACAGACGCAUCGGCCGUCAGGUGCAGCUCGCCGAUGGAUCUCGCUUUACCACCCCCACCACCGCCCCAACAGUCGCACGAAAACGUCGCGAUUGAAAUGGAAUCGAACGUUGAUUUAUUCCCGCCGAUAGAAACUAUACCGCCACCUAUCGCCGCUGUUGGCCAGUCAGCCGACGCCGUUGAAACGAUGGACACGGCCGAUCUUUGUUACAUGGACGAAAGCUCCGUCGUCGUGGCCUCCCCAAAAAUUGAAUCGAGUCACGAUCACAGUUCGGGACUGACAGUUGCUAACGAAUCGAUUGCUAAUUCAACCGACUCGUUGGGUUUGCCCCUGGCUCAGCCACCGCCGAAAACUGCGCCAGCCCCUAGCGUCACAUUCGCACCGACGCCAGGCUCAAACGGCGCAAACGACGAGAACUCGUUCGGCUCAAGUAGCGGAACAAGCGGCGGUGCGCCGUUGAAAACAAAUGGCAAACCGCCAGCGCAACAACAACAACAACAACAGAAACAACAAUUGUUGGACGGCAUCGUUAAAGAUUCCGUGGCGACAACUACAGAGACCAUGACAUCGACCGUCUCUACGGCGGAUGUCACCACCAAGACCCCAACGGCCACAAAGGCCGAUCUGGUCCGUUCCAUCGGCAAACGAAUUAAAGUACGCCGGAAAAAGGCGGCCGGAGCGGGCGAAGAGCGUCAGAAAUCGAAAUCAGAGAACCGGGCGCGCAAAGCGUUGCGGACAAUUUCUUUUAUUCUGGGAGCGUUCGUCGCCUGUUGGACACCGUACCACAUACUGGCGCUAGUUGAGGGCUUUUGUGCUGAACCUCCGUGCACCAAUAGCCAUCUCUACAUGUUCUCCUACUUCCUGUGCUACGCCAAUAGUCCCAUGAACCCGUUUUGCUACGCACUGGCCAAUCAGCAAUUCAAAAAGACUUUUAUGCGCAUCUUACGCGGCGAUCUUCACAUGACUUAGAAAUUUAAAAAAAAUAAUAAUCUAAUCAUCCCCUGCUAUUUUUUUUUUUACUAUUUAUGACAAAAUUAUACUCCCGCUGCAAGUCGGAAAUUGUUGUAAUGUGUUAAAAUGAUGAUCCUAGUGUUCCCAUCACCUUCGCAAAAAAAACAAAUGAAGGUGUAAACAUGCUUCCAAACUCGACUCUCGCAGUCGAUAUCGUGUGUGUAACUCAGCUAUAAAUCAUACAGUAUAUUCUGCUUUCGAAAAAAAACAAACGAUGGGGCUAUAUACUACAUGUACAUUACGUAUAUACAGGAAUUCGUUAUUUAUAGAAAAAAAAAAAAAGAAAACGUGGAUUUGGAGGGAAUUUUCGUGUCAUAGCGUUUGUAUCAAAAUGUCAAAAGCUGAAAAACCACAACCCCAAAAUCCAACAUCAAAUUUUCAACCCAAUCAACCCCAUUUUUCAUUUCUACGACUUGCCAUGCUAUUUGGAUUGUUAAGUUCAACUACAUUCUCCACUGAAUUCUCCACUGAAUAAAAAAAUUGGCUAAAAUCAAGAUGGACAUCAAGAUGCAAGAAAAUAUCAUUCGCAUACUUUGUAAGACCCCACCUACCCGCUUUCGCAAUUCACCAUGAAAAACGCAAGAAAAAAAGAAAAAAUCCCAAUGAAAUUUUAGUUACCAAAUGUUUCUGUCUUGAAAGUAUACUGUUAUCAAUAUAAUAUCAUACAAUAAUAUUAUUAUGCAGUAUACGAGUAUUACACACAUAUAGCCGAAAUAUUCUUUCGAUGUGAUGGAUGUAUAUAUGCAUAUUCAUGUCCACCCUUUUCCCUCCCCGAACCCCAGUCUCUCGAUAUAUUUCGCGUGAUCCGAUAGUUAGUUGGCUAUAUUAUGAUAGUCGUCGCAUACUCCUUCAUCACCCUGAUCACUACCCUUCUACUUUCCUCAAUCUUUUCCGGUGCAUCCAACCUCGAUCGGAUUUUCAAUUCCUUCCAUAUAUUCGUUCUGUUCCGGAAAUGUUCUCUAUCAUCAUGAACCUCCCACACCAUCCCUUUUGGCUAUAGGCUAUAUAAAAGUGUAAGAUGUACAAUCCCCUCCCAGGAAUUGGGUGUAGAUGGCACCUUUUGUCAUCAUCAUAAUAUCCAUCAUCAAUCACAGGCCCAACUGAAUAAUGUUUGUUUCGUUGUUUCGAUAUAAUAUCUUGGGAAAACGUGUGGAAUUGUCAAAUGAAAUGCAAAUGAGGAAGAAGGAAAAAAUAAGCAAAAAAAAAAAAAAAAAAAAAGAUUUGAAAUUGCAAAA
Molecule: messenger RNA, 5232 nt
Organism: Daphnia magna
Lineage: Eukaryota; Metazoa; Arthropoda; Branchiopoda; Diplostraca; Daphniidae
Gene: mAChR-B
Product: 5-hydroxytryptamine receptor 2A
Exons: 3
Coding region: 1169-3955 (928 amino acids)
Biological process (GO): G protein-coupled receptor signaling pathway, coupled to cyclic nucleotide second messenger; adenylate cyclase-inhibiting G protein-coupled acetylcholine receptor signaling pathway; chemical synaptic transmission
Cellular component (GO): dendrite; membrane; synapse
Molecular function (GO): G protein-coupled serotonin receptor activity; G protein-coupled acetylcholine receptor activity
Source: RefSeq, a predicted model, not a curated record